Messenger RNA from Nicotiana tabacum (common tobacco), 573 nucleotides. The record is from RefSeq and is a predicted model, not a curated record. NCBI's taxonomy places the organism in Eukaryota, Viridiplantae, Streptophyta, Magnoliopsida, Solanales, Solanaceae.
AUGUCCAUCACAGCGGAAAGGCAAACUCGGAGCUAUAUACCCGAGGACGCCCUUAUAUUUAGAGAAGAAGACAUCAAGGCCUUGGCCCAACCACAUGAUGAUGCACUGGUAAUUUCUUUUCUUUGGAAUAACGUUCAAAUUAAACGUGUGCUCGUGGAUCCAGGUAGCUCGGCCAACGUAAUCAGGUCAAAGGUGGUGGAGCAGCUGGGACUGCUCGACCAUAUCGUACCCACCUCUCAAAUCCUCCAUGGAUUCAACAUGGAAAGCGAGACAACAAAGGUAGAAGUCUCCCUCCCAGUCACCAUGUUCGGUACAGUUCAGGACACCAAGUUUCAUGUCAUCGAAGGUGACAAAGGGUACAAUGCCUUACUCGGAAGACCGUGGAUACACAACAUGAGGGAGGUACCAUCAACUCUUCACCAGAUGUUGAAAUUCCUAACAAAAGACGGUAUAAAAAUGGUGUACAGAGAACAAUGUGCAGCAAAGGAGAUGUUCGUGGUAAAUGACGUGGCACCAACAUCGACUCCCCCCGUCCAGGACGGGUCAGGAAACGGGUUGACCCCCGAGAAAUAG